Messenger RNA from Heterotrigona itama, 1056 nucleotides. The record is from the annotation of a GenBank genome assembly. Lineage: Eukaryota; Metazoa; Arthropoda; Insecta; Hymenoptera; Apidae.
AUGGAUGUCAACUUGAAACUCGGUUUUCUGGUGAUAUGGGCCAGCGUGAUGCUGCCUUUGGCCGUCUCGUCUACCAAGGAACUUCUCGACUGUCGUGCGAAUUUGACCGCGGCCAUCCGAAACGACACCACUUUCAUGAGUAAGGUUCGUCAGGCGGAUUACAUCUUCACGGGGAAGAUCAAGGAUAUGAGGAACGGGCAGUUGCACGUGCGCGUUAAGAGAGCGAUCAAGGGUGUGCUGAACGCCACCCUGGAUCUCUCGUUGAACGACACGUGCGGCCACUACGUGCGUCGCAGUUACACGGGCAUCUUCAUGGCGCGGCGCGAUCCCGUGGUGAUCGACGAACACCACGGACACGUGGACAGGAUCGUGAUGCACUUCGGUCCGGUGCCUCUCACUCUCGCGAAUUUGGACAGACUCAACGCCGCUGUCAGAGGUGAGUGUUCUUCAACCGCUUCGCGCUUUCGAAAGCCGAGCCGUUGCAAUUUCAAUCGCGCUAAUGGCAGACCACCGAUCGAAAAUACCUCGCUAGGCAGCAAGAUAUACUGGAUAUAUCAUUUAUCCUGUAACUCAAGCGGGACUUGGCUGGAAGAACCAGUUUUUGUUUUCUCGAGAAAAUUAAAAUUCCUCUCGCCGGAGUAUAAAAAAGCGGCGGUUUUCAUCUCGUACAAUCAAGAUGUGACGUUUCCACGGCCUUUCUCUUUGUCGUCUGAAAGCUGCGCGGACGACGAAAAGGCGAAUCCAGGCUUGAGAGGAGGGUCCAUUCCGCUUCGCCAAGAUUCUCUAUAUACCUACAAUAGGCAGUGGCUGGCCUAUAUGCAGACGGGGUACACAUGCGGUGCUGCGAGUUUACGCAGAGUGUUGGCAGCGCCGGCGAGAAAUGGAACGCGCGGUAUCUUGAUUCCCCCCGGUGGAUUGAUGGAUCGACAGUCGGCAACGAAGUUAUCGACGAAUCUGACAUUCACGGUGGCCGGCGAUAUCGCCGAAAACCAUCGACAAGAGGACCCACCUCCCUUUCAUGAAGAGAUCAGACGAAAACCAGUCGAUCGGACCGAA